Messenger RNA from Rhizophagus irregularis DAOM 181602=DAOM 197198, 1471 nucleotides. The record is from RefSeq and is a predicted model, not a curated record. NCBI's taxonomy places the organism in Eukaryota, Fungi, Glomeromycota, Glomeromycetes, Glomerales, Glomeraceae.
CCAUAUAGCCACUCGUUAGAAAUCGAAUUAAAAUUUACACAUAACCACGUUAUUAAUUCAGCUGAAGCAUUAAGUUUUCGGCGUGUCGAAGAAGAAGUUCAUUAGGAAUUCAUUAACCUAUUCAGAGAUGGACACUCUCCAUCUUCGGCUUUAUAUGCUCAUGAAGACAGUCUUCAUCUCAACGCAUCGGAUGAACAAGAAUUGAUGGAGAUCCUCGCCGAUCGAGCAAAAAAUCCGGAUUAUGAUUAUGUCGCAAAGAUUUUUCAGCAAUAUCGUGAAUCUGCACUAGGCAGCCGUAAUAGUAAACCGAUGUUUGAGCGUCUGAAACAAAUAGUUGAAGAUUAUGAUGAUUCAGGCCAAGGUAGAGCGGUUUUGCAGGAGUAUAAUGCAAGCUCCGGGAGUGUAUUCAUUCUAUGUAUCGUAACAAAUUUGAUGUCCCGAGUACACGAGAAAAUUCGCCAAUCGGAAGAAAUUUGUUACAUGGACGCGUCGGCUGCGUUCGAUCCCCUAAACACUUCAAUAACCCUUUUAUAUUCAAGUUGCGCUGUUGGCGCCCUUCCACUUGGAGUAUUAUUUACCUCGGAUGAGCUUGAAAUAACACUUGAAAAAACAAUUCUACCUUCACAUGCAUUUUACGGACGCGGAGCAGAAGUGGGACCAAUAGUUUUUCUCACUGAUGAUUCUAGUGCCGAACGUAAUUCCUUGGAGCUAUGUUGGCCACAAGGGAUCCGUCUUCUAUGCACAUUCCAUGUCCUUCAGGCGUUCUGGAGGUGGUUACAUGACUCAAAACACCAUAUUAAAAAGGAAGAUAGGGCACCCAUAAUGGAGAAAAUGAAAAAAAUUCUUUAUUCAACGUCAGGUCCGGAGAUGGAUGUACAUUAUAACGAAUUCAAGCAGAAGUUUUAUGGAUAUAAUCUGCUGCGAAAGCAUUUCGAGCUUUUAUGGAAUCGUCGUCAGUUUUGGGCCCGAACAAGAUUACCUAUGCGCGAAAACAACACGAACAAUUAUAUUGAACGAAGUUUCGGUAUGUUGAAAGAUAUCAUUUUCGCCAGGACACAAGCGUUCAAUCCCGUCCAAAUAUUUCACUUUAUAACUAUGAGUAUGGAGAGGUUUUAUGCGCGGCGACUACUCGGAAUAGCACAUAAACAUCCGGGACACUUAAGAAUAGCAAGACGGUUUUUAUGUCCCGGUUGGGAGAAGGUAGAUGCGAAUCUUAUCCAAAAAACGAAUAUAGAUUUUGAAUUCAUAGCACCAAGUGCAAGCAAUUCCGGCAUUUUCUACAUCGUAAACACCAAAAUUGGAGCUUGCACCUGUCCAGUUGGUAUAUCAGGCGGUCCUUGCAAGCAUCAGGGAGCGGUUGCUAUGAAAUUUCAUAUUUCCACGCUUAAUUUUAUACCAUCAUUAACACCUAACGAUCGCAUGGCCAAUUAGCGGAAAAUAGUUCUUUUUAUGCAUCACUGAGAGCUGGACC